AUGAGCACGGUACUGGUGACGGGUGGAUCCGGCUAUGUCGGCAUCCAUGUGAUUGUGCGGCUGCUUCAAGAAGGCCACAAGGUGCGCACGACCGUGCGCAAGCUUUCGCGAGCAGACGACGUGCGCGCGAUGCUGAAAGAGGCCAAGGUCGAGCCUGGGGACGCAUUGACCUUUUUCGAGGCCGAACUGAUGUCUGACCAAGGCUGGAAAGAGGCGGUAGAGGGCUGCGACUAUGUGAUGCAUGUGGCCUCGCCGUUCCCCCUGACGCAGCCCAAGGACGAGAACGAGCUGAUUGUGCCUGCGCGCGAAGGCGCGCUCCGUGUGCUCCGUAUGGCGCGCGACGCCCACGUCAAGCGCGUCGUCCUCACGUCGUCGUUUGCCGCGGUGGGCUACGGGCAACCUGUCAAGGACAUGCCGUUUACGGAAGAGGACUGGACCAAUACCGAGGCGCCUGGCGUCAAGCCGUACGUCAAGUCGAAGACCAUUGCCGAGCGUGCGGCUUGGGACUUUAUCGAGAAAGAGGGCGGAGCGAUGGAGCUUACUGUGCUCAACCCCGUCGGCAUAUUUGGGCCGGUGCUGGGCUCGACCAUUUCGACCUCGAUCGAGCCCGUGAAGCUCAUGAUCAACGGCAUGCCUGCUGUGCCUCACAUUACGUUUGGCGUGGUCGACGUACGCGAUCUCGCUGACCUGCAUGUGCGUGCCAUGACCUCGCCUGCUGCCAAAGGCGAGCGCUUCAUUGCAGUCGGCGACAAUGGCGUGUCGAUGAUCGACGGUGCGAACGAGCUUCGCAAGCACCUGGGCGACAAAGGCCAGCGUUUGCCGCACUACGAGAUCCCCGACUGGAUCGUGCGUUUGCUCGGCUACGUCAGCGGACCGGCGGCGUCCGCUGCCCAGCACCUCGGGCCUGUGCGCGCGGCGAGCUCGGCCAAGGCCGAGCGCCUCUUGGGCUGGAAGUCGCGCGGAUACAAAGAGUCAAUUGACGACACGGCGGACAGCCUCUUCAAGUACGGUGUUGUGAAUGUGUAG
Molecule: messenger RNA, 1026 nt
Organism: Malassezia japonica
Lineage: Eukaryota; Fungi; Basidiomycota; Malasseziomycetes; Malasseziales; Malasseziaceae
Exons: 1
Coding region: 1-1026 (341 amino acids)
Molecular function (GO): oxidoreductase activity, acting on the CH-OH group of donors, NAD or NADP as acceptor
Source: RefSeq, a predicted model, not a curated record